GGGAAGCAAAACUAGUGCCGCUUGUAGCAUCAGUUGUCAUUGGCAGUCAGGGGCUGCACCUGACAAUUCUUUGACAUACUUGUGAGCACAAAUGUCAAUUACAGAUUAAUGUAUUAAAAGAACAUUGCUGGUUAGGUUAAGAUCAAGAACCGCUCAUCGCCAAGGGACCACCGGUGACAUUACAUCAAUCACACGGCAGGCUAGCAUUUAGCUAGCUAGCUUUGAUGCCAGUAACAAUGUUGCAAACAGCAAUGGAUCUACCAGUCGAGAGCAAAAUAUUUUACGCCGUUUUGCUGUUCUCGUGGGUUGUGUAUCUAUGGGAAGCUUAUCUUGCCUCCAGACAACGGAGGAUAUACCGGACCACCACUCAUGUACCACAUGAGUUGGGGAAAAUCAUGGAUUCAGAGACAUUUGAGAAAUCCCGCCUGUAUCAGCUGGACAAAAGUAACUUUGGUUUCUGGUCUGGACUCUAUUCAGAGGCAGAGGGCACGAUGAUUCUUGUUCUAGGUGGGAUCCCCUUUCUCUGGAGUAUAUCAGGAUCUGUGAUAGGACGUUUUGGUCUGGGCCCAGAAUAUGAGAUUUCACAAUCCUUGGCUUUCCUAACGUUAGCAACCCUUUUCAGUGCCUUUACUGGCCUUCCGUGGAGCCUCUACAACACGUUUGUCAUUGAGGAGAAACAUGGAUUCAACCAACAGACCAUUGGUUUCUUCCUGAAGGAUGCACUGAAGAAGUUCCUGGUGACCCAGUGUAUUCUACUGCCAGUCACAUCACUGUUACUUCACAUCAUCAAGAUCGGGGGAGAUUACUUUUUCAUCUACGCCUGGCUUUUCACUCUGGCUGUUUCUUUGGUGCUGGUCACCAUCUAUGCUGACUACAUCGCCCCUCUGUUUGACAAGUUUACUCCUCUUCCUGAGGGAGAGCUGAAGGAGGACAUCGAGAGCAUGGCCAAGUCCAUCAGUUUCCCUUUGACUAAAGUUUAUGUGGUCGAAGGUUCCAAGCGUUCAUCUCACAGCAAUGCUUAUUUCUAUGGGUUCUUCAAAAACAAGCGCAUUGUGCUGUUCGAUACGCUUCUUGAAGACUACUCUCCUCUGAAUAAAGAAGGAGAGGGUGAGGGGGACCAAGAAAAGGAGAGUGAUGUGCCAGAGGAGAGCAAUGCCAAGCCAAAGAACAAAAAGCAAGGUUGCAGUAACCCUGAAGUUCUCGCUGUUCUUGGACAUGAGCUUGGACACUGGAAACUCGGUCACACUGUGAAGAACAUAGUCAUUAGCCAGAUGAACUCCUUCCUCUGCUUUUCCCUGUUCGCGGUUCUGAUUGGCCAGCGAGAGCUCUUCCUCGCCUUUGGUUUCCAUGACAGCCAACCCACUCUCAUUGGCCUCAUGAUCAUCUUCCAGUUCAUCUUCUCCCCGUACAAUGAGCUCCUGUCCUUCUGCCUGACGGUGCUGAGUCGCCGGUUCGAGUUCCAGGCGGACGCGUUCGCCAGAGGCAUGGGCCGCGCCACUGAGCUCUACUCGGCCCUCAUCAAGCUCAACAAGGACAACCUGGGCUUCCCCGUGGCCGACUGGCUCUUCUCCAUGUGGCACUACUCCCACCCUCCCCUGCUGGAGCGUCUCCGGGCCCUGGGCGGUGUGGGCGGGGGCCCCAAGCAGGAUUGACGGCACCUGAAGGGGGGGCGGCGUUUGUCAGACACCCCCAAGGGCCUCCGACGGCCCCUGUUGGUGGUCUAGCAUAGCAACCUCUUUCUCUCUCUCUCUCUCUCUCUCUCUCUCUCUCUCUCUCUCUCUCUCUCUCUCUCUCUCUCUCUCUCUCUCUCUCUCUGUCUUUCUCAUUUGGUUUCCUUCAUUCCAUACUAUCUCAGUUUCACACACGGUCAUCCCCUGUACUGUAUGGUUUUUUAAAUAUUCAUUCGUUGUUCUCAUUUGCUCCCCUACAUUUGCAACUGGAACCUGUGCACAAACCAGCCCUGUGAGGUGGACCUCAUGGAGCUUCUGGUGUUCGUCAGACCUCAGGUUGCCUUUUUAGAAGUCGUCUUUAUUAUUAUUAUGACGUGUGUUUAAGUGUUUUACCUAGGCUUGCUUUUCCUUUUGCUCGCUUUGUUUUUUUUUCUUCAUCCUGAUUUAACAUGCCCAUUCCUUGUAGCAAGCGCUGCCUCCUUCAUUGUACAAACUCUGGAAUUCCCAUCUUACACUGAACUUGUUAAGGACUGAUGAAAAAGAUGUGAACUAGUGCUAUUAGUUUGGAACCACUUGCGCUCAUUUGAUAAAGGAAAACAUCAAUUAAUAAUUAGUAAUUAGUAAUUACUGGGAGAAAAAGGGAUGGAAUGCGACCAAAUAUUCUUUUCUGGCACUUCAUCUGGGUAUGUUUAAUCACUUCCAGGGUAUUUUUAUCCACCAGAUCAGUGUGGGGUGGAGGGUUUCUCUCAUAUCUAACCCUUUCCCCAUCCUUCCACAGAUAUUAAAACCCCAUGUGUCCGCGUUUUUUACAAGGGACUGGGGAUAACUUUGAGAGCUUUUAAAGUUUAUGAGUUACCAGUCAUAAGACAAACGAAAAUGUUGCUUUUUGGUAAUUUCAAACAUUAUUUUAGGAUUAUGUAUUUGGCCAGGUAGACAAAUGACGAAAAUGAUGUAAAUAUUUAAUUUGUGAUUUAAAAACAGAACUUUGAAGAACAGUCGGCAGAGUCUGAACUUUGUCUGUGUUUGGCAAUUCUGUUUAAACUGUGAUUUAGUUUUUUGUUAUUAUUAAUUCAGUGCCUGGGUGUGUGAGAUGUACAGCGAAGUUUGAAGAAAUGUGAAAAAGCGUUACUAUUAUGGUUAAUUCAAGGAAUUUGGUUUUGUAACAAGCUGGCAUGUUUUCUGCAAAGAGGUCUUUCUUUUCAGCAAUGUAUCAGUAAAAUGAGCAAGUACCACCACUGAUGAAUUGCUUGUCACCUAGAAAUGGUUUGAGUUAGGUAGACAGGUUCUUGCUCACGGAUCCUUGCUCAGGACAGUGUUUCGCUGAUGUGUUUUUUUCUGCAUUGGUAAUAAAAACUACACAUAUGAUUCCU
Messenger RNA from Engraulis encrasicolus (European anchovy), 3040 nucleotides. It is a transcript of the gene zmpste24, whose product is annotated as zinc metallopeptidase, STE24 homolog. Bases 225 to 1652 code for a protein of 475 amino acids. The transcript is spliced from 10 exons. The record is from RefSeq and is a predicted model, not a curated record. Gene Ontology annotation, molecular function: metalloendopeptidase activity. Gene Ontology annotation, biological process: CAAX-box protein processing. Gene Ontology annotation, cellular component: endoplasmic reticulum membrane. NCBI's taxonomy places the organism in Eukaryota, Metazoa, Chordata, Actinopteri, Clupeiformes, Engraulidae.